Adineta steineri is the source of this 291-nucleotide messenger RNA. The record is from the annotation of a GenBank genome assembly. Lineage: Eukaryota; Metazoa; Rotifera; Eurotatoria; Adinetida; Adinetidae.
AUGAUGUCUCGUAAAUUAUCAUCUCGUUUACUACUAACGAAACAACAACUAACAACAACAACUACACCAACAAUAAUUAAUACUAAUAAUGAAAGACAGUCAAAAAUUGUACGUUGGAUAUGUGGAAUGAUUAUUGGUUCAGCACCUUUCUUGAUAAUUCUUUUUAGUUGGAUGUUUGUAUCAAUAUGUGUUAAUAAUUUCGUUAGACUUUAUCAAUAUAGAAAAAAACGAUAUCGACGUGCAACACAAACGAAUGAAAUUGAAAAUAUUAUAUCUAAGACUGAUAUUUAA